GCCACCUUCACAUCAUGGCCUCUUCAGCUCACAAGCAACAACAACAGCUACCAAACAUAUACGGCGCCGCCACCGCAGCGCCGCCACCAACGCCCUCAACCCUGCCCAAUAAUCACCUGUCCACAUCAGGAGCAGCAGCCGAUGCUCUCUCGAAACUCCUCCACCGUCUCCCUCCUACUCUUUCUCUUCCCACUCGUCGCUCCCCUUCUGCCACGUCUCCACCUCUCGCUUCUCUCUCUGACCCAAACCUUAUCGGUCGUUUACAGUCUUCAUUUUCUCAACUCGGUUACUUCCAACUCACAAACCAUGACAUAUCAUCUCAACUCGCUCGCUCGGCUGAGUCCGAGUCACUCGGUCUCUUUGAGCUAGAAAAAGAUAAAAAAGAUGCAUAUUUUCCCAAGAACUGGCCUCUUGGUUUUGAAGCUGAUGAUGAAGAAGAUGAAGAAGGAAACGGUGAGUCGUUCUGUUUGGACUCAACGUGUUCCACUGAGUCAACAGAGUUAAGCUUAGCCUCACUACGUGAACUCAUUGGGGCUAUGGAGAAAGUUGGCUUGAAGAUCAUUGAAAUGCUAUCGACUGCAGUGGGGUUUGAGAACCCGUUAGGAAAGGAUCCGGCCCAGUUUUGUUCUUUGAUGUGGAUAUCUCAGGGUUUGCAUGGCGAUAAACCAGUUUUAUCAGGUGGGUUUUACCCGUAUGUUGUUGGGUUACAGUACCAAAUCCAGCACCAGAAGUACUCAUUGCUAGCGGAUUCGGGUCGGGUCGUUGUUUUGCCACAAGUAGACUCAAUUCUAGUCACACUUGGUGACAUUGCUCAGGUAUGGAGCAAUGGGAAGUUGAAGAAAGUGAGAGGAAGACCAGUGGCAUGUUUGGGAGAUGGAGAUUAUAAAGAUUCACGUUGCGUAACAAUGACUCUGCUUGUGACUCCUCCAGCAGAGAGUAGAGUUUCUCCUCUCAUUCCCAAGGCAACUUUGACUAGUAGCGGUACUGGUCAACACGAAAUCAUAGAAGAUGAUCACAUCCAUGGGAGCUUGGUGACGGAAGAAGAAGAAGAAGAAGAAGAAGAAGAGACUUUAAUGUUUGAGUCGUUUGAUUUUGAGGAUUAUGCGUGGAGGUUGUAUCAUGAACGUCUCCAUCUCAAAGACCCACUUGACAGAUACCGCAUCUAGAUCUUUAAAUUAAGUUUUCUUUCUUGUGGUUUUGCUUUGUAGAGUAGCAAUGGUAUUAAAAUGGAGUAAUUUGUUUGAGUUUUUUUUUUUUUCAUAAAAUUAUCCUAUUUUAAUCGUGAUUAAAAUAUCUAAUCCAAAAAACUGUACUAUUUGGUGGA
Molecule: messenger RNA, 1324 nt
Organism: Pistacia vera
Lineage: Eukaryota; Viridiplantae; Streptophyta; Magnoliopsida; Sapindales; Anacardiaceae
Product: gibberellin 2-beta-dioxygenase 1
Exons: 2
Coding region: 15-1166 (383 amino acids)
Source: RefSeq, a predicted model, not a curated record